Messenger RNA from Sorghum bicolor (sorghum), 666 nucleotides. RefSeq lists its product as uncharacterized. Lineage: Eukaryota; Viridiplantae; Streptophyta; Magnoliopsida; Poales; Poaceae. The record is from RefSeq and is a predicted model, not a curated record. The transcript is spliced from 2 exons. Bases 158 to 373 code for a protein of 71 amino acids.
UUCGGGGGUCUAUUUUGAAAAACCGAGUAGGCUGGUAGUACCUUGCACGGCCGCACACUCUGACACUCGCACCACCAGAUUCGCCGCCGCUGCAUAGGGCUAUCCACCCGUCGCCGACGAGCAGCGCGAUCCGGGGGGAGAAAGGGAGGAGGAGAAGAUGGGUGGCGGGAUGGAGGUGCACAAGAACAAGUGGAUCGAGGAGUGGAACGCCGGCCGGGAGAACCUCGAGUUCAAUUUCCGCUGGACGCGCCGCAGCCUCGCCGUCGUCGGCCUCUUCGGCCUCGCCGUCCCCAUCCUCGUCUACAAGGGCAUCGUCCGCGAUUUCCACAUGCAAGAUGAGGAUGCAGGAAGACCACCGAGGAAGUUCUUGUAACCUGCAGGUUCAUACUCGUUUGUUUCAAGAAAUAAGCAAUACUGCCAGAUGUGGUAAUGUCAACCUGACAAACAUAAUGCUACUCGGUUCUUUGUAAGCACUUUAAGUUGCUAUGUAUGCUAUGUUCCAGAUGUUCGUUCCUUUGAGGAAUCUAUGUAACGUCUUUUAUAUGAAUAACUAUAACUAUGUUUUAUUGACAUCCGAUAUAUAUUUUGUAUAAACCGAGAGAACACACUACAUUGUACUGGUGGUAGUUCAGUAAGCUGGUGUACCUGUGGUUUGCUUGCCGAAAA